This is a messenger RNA of Bubalus bubalis (water buffalo), 2876 nucleotides long. It is a transcript of the gene TRAM1L1, whose product is annotated as translocation associated membrane protein 1 like 1. Gene Ontology annotation, biological process: SRP-dependent cotranslational protein targeting to membrane, translocation; protein insertion into ER membrane. The record is from RefSeq and is a predicted model, not a curated record. The transcript has a single exon. Gene Ontology annotation, cellular component: endoplasmic reticulum membrane. Lineage: Eukaryota; Metazoa; Chordata; Mammalia; Artiodactyla; Bovidae. Bases 398 to 1717 code for a protein of 439 amino acids.
UUUUCUAGAAAGCUUUCAUUUAUAAAAACACACACACACACACACACCCCCCAACCAGUAUUUACCUCACUGAGUUUUCUAGAAAGCUUUCAUUUAUAAAGAGCUUAAAACAGCACCUGGUGAAUACUAAGCGCUACUAGAGGACUUUUAUCAUAACUAUUAUACUGGUUUUUACAUUAUCACUGCUGAUGAAGAACAAGAAGAACUCUGUCCUGCUUUGUCACGGUCACUAAUGAAUAUGCUAUGGACAGAUCAUUUCGGAGCAUCUCCGCGGCGGCCGCGGAUUUCAAGAGCCGCGGAUCAACGUAGAAAAAUCAAGGCUUGCAACCCCCGGCCUGGAGCCGGGUAAGGGCGCGGUGCUCGAUUUCCUUCCCUGCCUCCGCCUGCCCUAGUGCGCAUGCUCAGUCUUGCUCAGCCCGCUGCUGUGAUUGAUUUUUUUCUGGGCGGCCGUGACGACCUGGGACCGGCUCCGGGAUGGGGAGUGAAGCCCCCGGAGCCGCCGCAGCCACUGCUGCGGCGCCUUGAGGAGCAGCCACGGGGAGGCAGCUGCCGCUCGUCGGUGAGUAGUCGAACCGCCACCAUGACGUUUCGUAAGAAGGGCUCCAAGAACCCCCCACUCCUGAGCCUGGAAUUCAUCCUGCAGAAUCAUGCGGACUUUGUCGCCUGUGUGGGGAUGUUCUUCGUGUUGGGGCUCAUGUUCGAGGGGACAGCAGAAGUGUCGAUCGUUUUUAUUACUCUCCAGCACGGGGUUACCUUCCCUGCAGCAGAAGCAGAAGCAGAAGCAGAAGCAGAACGAGCCACAGCACCCAAGUUCCUUUAUCAUUAUGGUGCCAAAGACUUGGCCACGGUGUUCUUCUACACGCUGGUGGCAAUCAUCAUUCAUGCCACCAUUCAGGAGUACGUGUUGGAUAGAAUUAACAGGCGAAUGCAGUUCCCCAAACAGAGACAAGGCAAAUUUUAUGAAUCUGGUCAGUUUAGCGUAUUCUUCCUUGUUUCCUGUAUCUGGGGCACAUUCAUUCUAGUUUCUGAAAACUGCCUGUCAGACCUGACUGUCUUAUGGAAGGCUCAUACCCAUAACAUGAUGACAUUUCAGAUGAAGUUUUUCUACAUCUCCCAGUUGGCUUACUGGUUUCACGCUUUUCCCGAACUAUUAUUCCAGAGAAGCAGACCCCAAGAACUCUCCCAGCAAGCUGUAUAUGUUGGUCUUCACCUCUUUCACAUUGCGGGAGCUUAUCUCUUGUACUUGAAUCACCUGGGACUUCUUCUUUUGAUGAUGCAUUAUUUUGUGGAAUUCCUUUCCCAUUCUUGCGACCUGUUCUAUUUUAGCGACGAGAAGUUCCAGAAGGAGUUUUCUCUAUGGGCCAUUGUGUUUAUUUUGGGUCGACUUGUGACUUUAAUUGUUUCUUUGAUAACUGCUGGUUUUCAGCUGGCUGUAGGGCCGAAUGGGAAUUCGGAUGACUCUGCUGAAGAUGUGAAUGUGUUGGCAGCUAAAAUUGCUGUUCUGUCAUCCAGUUGCUCUAUCCAAGCAUAUGUAACAUGGAAUUUAUUUAAUGUCCAGCUUCAGAGGUGGAUGGAAGAAGAUGCGCCUCUUCAGGCCCCAAGUGUGAAGAAGAAACGGAUUAAGGGCAGAUUUUGUAGAAAAGGAAUGGAAAACGGUGUGGCAACUUCAAAUAGACUACUAGAUUCUCCCCAGAUGAGGAAAGAAAAGUCUUCAUAAUGAAUUGCAAGUUAAUUGACUAAUGUCUCCAAAGAAGUCUGCUCUUUACUAUAACAUCCAUUUCUUUGCUAAGAGAAGAAAAUGGCAACCAGUAUUCUUGACAGGAUGGACAGAGGGGCCUGGUGGGCUGCAGUCAAUAGGGUCACAAAAAGAGUCGGACACCACUGAGCAACUGAGCUCGCGGGUACACACACGCACAUGCACACAAACACACACACAUGCCUAUCUUCGCUAGAGAAUUUUCUGUUCUUAAAAAUAUAUUGUCUUUGAUUUUUGCUACUGUACUCUGUAAGGUAUUUUUUGAAGGCAUUUGAGGGGAGAGUGAGUAUUAUGAGUGCAAAAACAUUUAGACUAAGCUAUUCAUCAUCAAAAUAGUUUAAAUAUUUCUACGCUUUUAUUUUAUUUUUUUUUUUACCUUUGAACAUUUUCCUAAUGAUUUGUAGAGAUAACUCCAAAAUUCAUGUGUCAGUGACACAGUUCUUACUCCUGCCAAUCUUUUGUAAUGUUAACAAGAUGGUCUUUUAUAGCAAUUACAUAUUUUUAAUGUUCUCUUCCAGGAUAAAACAGAAAUAUUAUAAAUCUGGAAUUCAAUUUCAUUAAUUUUUCUGUAUUCCCUAAGUCUUAGAAUUGUUUUUUAAUUUACAGCUGGAGAAAAGAUUUGUAAAAUCACCAAAAUAAUGAUGUGUUUUAUAGGUAAUGGUUGUUACAUCCCACUAAAAACCCCAAGAUACUAAUGGUUAACAUGUGGCGAUUUAUUGCUAUAUAUUGAAUCAAAAUAUCUUGAAUUAAUAUAAAAUUAGCACUAGGAAGUAAAAUCAUGCUUGUUCAUUUUAAACGCUUAUAAACUGGAAAUCAGAAAAUUAAAGACGGUUUAAAGAAAAUCAGCCUUAAAUAGCUUUUUUUGAUACAUGUAUUAAAAAUUAUUCUUAAUGAGGUUUGUAAUAAGUGUGAUAUCCACAGCAUCUUAAAAGAAUAUUGUUUAACCUGUAAAUCAUUUUGAAAAGUAAUGCUUAUUUGAUUUAUAUCUCUAAAAAGAAUGUCAUCUGAUUACAUGUUGAAAACAUUGAAUAUACUAACCUUAAAUGUGAAUAUCAUAUUCUUAUGAAAGUUUUUCCAAAAUAAUAUAAAUAUAGCUUUGCUUCCAUCUUUAAUUGGGAAA